AUGGCUGAUAAGGCCGUCAACGGGAGUGUUGAGAAGGAUCCUAGCGUAAAGAGUGUGCAAAUCGGUGAAAUUCCAGACUAUUGUAAUUCGUCAGGCUCUUCUGUCGACGAGCUGGUUAAUGGGGUUUGCUCUCGUGUGUCACCUUCUCCUCCUGCAUCACGCCGUCGUUUGCGCACAAUGAGCGGCUCCAAAUCUGAGCACCACUUACUGACCACUAAGUCUGGCAGGAAAAUCUACACUAAAGGAAGACCGCCUUGGUAUGACAAAUUUGGAAACACUUUCAAACAACCUUACGUUAUCGGUAUUUGUGGAGGUUCCGCUAGCGGCAAAACGACGGUAGCGGAGAAAAUAAUAGAAAAACUAGAGAUUCCUUGGGUUACAAUUCUGAGUAUGGAUAGUUUCUACAAGGUUCUGAGUGAAGAGGAACAUAUCUUGGCCGAACAGUCUAAUUAUAAUUUCGACCAUCCUAAUGCCUUUGAUUUCGAUCUCUUGCAUGAGGUACUAACGAGGCUGCGUGAAGGAAAAAAUUGUGAAGUUCCUGUGUACGACUUCACUACCCAUGCCCGAGACAACAACCCGAAAAUGAUGUACGGCGCAGACGUGUUGAUUUUCGAAGGGAUUCUAGCUUUCCAUCGUCCUGAUAUUACCGAAAUGAUGGAUAUGAAAGUGUUUGUGGACACAGACGGAGAUGUACGUUUGGCUCGUCGUUUAAAUCGUGACAUCAAUGAACGAGGUCGCGACACCAUCGGUGUUCUCGAUCAGUAUUUCCGGUUUGUCAAGCCAGCGUUUGAGGCAUAUAUCGCACCAGGAAUGAAGGUUGCCGACAUCAUCGUCCCGAGAGGCGGAGACAAUGAUGUGGCAAUCAAUUUGAUUGCGAAACAAGUGAAAACUCAGCUCAUCAAGAGAGGGUAUGACCAAACCGCUGCGUCUCAAUGUCGUCAUGACUUAGUGAAUAUGAACCAGAUUCCAGAUCACUUACCUGAUAGCCUAACAAUAAUUAGGGAAACUCCGCAAGUCCGGGGCCUUCACACGUUCAUCCGAAACAAAAAUACCAAACGCGAUGAAUUAAUUUUCUACUCUGAACGACUUACACGAAUUCUUGUCGAGGAAGCCAUGAAUUUCAUGCCUUAUAAGGAUGUCGAAAUCGAACUAAAUAACGGACAGAAAGUUAUGGGACGUCGACAGUCGGCUAAGAUAUGUGGAAUUGCUAUUAUGAGGGCUGGUGAAACUAUGGAGAACUCGCUCCGUGCUGUUGUAAAGGACUGCAAGAUGGGUAAAAUUCUCAUACAAACGAACGACAAAACGAUGGAACCCGAAUUGUACUACCUUCGUCUCCCGAAAGAUAUUGAUAAAUAUAAAGUAAUGCUUCUAGAUGCCACGGUAGCUACUGGUGCGGCAGCCAUGAUGGCAAUUCGAAUACUUUUGGACCACGAUGUACCUGAAGAGAACAUUUAUGUGUUAUCUUUGCUCAUGUCUGAACCGGGAGUGCACGCUCUCGCUUAUGCUUUCCCAAAGGUCCGUCUGAUAACAACAGCUGUUGAUAGUCAACUUUCGGACAAUUUUUAUGUAUUGCCUGGAAUGGGAAAUUUCGGCGACCGCUACUAUGUCGAAAAUGAGCCGCACUGUGUUGUGACAUGGAGAAAACCUCUUUGCGAAUACCGAAUAGGAAAAGAUAAAUUUCCAUCAGGAGUGGGAAAAACAAGGUUUAUUACGAAAAUGAUGAAUAUUUUGAGCGGAAUGAUGGGCAUGGGAGGUGGAUAUGGUGGUCGGUACAGCUGUGUGAUGAGGGCGUACUCUGCCGCAUUUUUUGAAGCAGAUUCAGUCAAGGUUAUGGAACUCAAUCACGGUGGAAAGAUUUUACUCCCAAACUCGACCUUAGAUUAUUUGAUUCGGUAUAAUGUGCCCUAUCCUAUGCUUUUCAAGGUUUCCUCUACUAGUGAAACACCUCGAGCUACAAACUGCGGUGUUCUGGAAUUCUCUGCUCCUGAGGGCAAAUGCUAUUUACCACAAUGGGUGAGCCUUUUAUAA
This is a messenger RNA of Necator americanus (New World hookworm), 2028 nucleotides long. RefSeq lists its product as uncharacterized. NCBI's taxonomy places the organism in Eukaryota, Metazoa, Nematoda, Chromadorea, Rhabditida, Ancylostomatidae. The transcript is spliced from 19 exons. Gene Ontology annotation, molecular function: ATP binding; polyubiquitin modification-dependent protein binding; kinase activity. Bases 1 to 2028 code for a protein of 675 amino acids. The record is from RefSeq and is a predicted model, not a curated record. Gene Ontology annotation, cellular component: VCP-NPL4-UFD1 AAA ATPase complex; cytoplasm.